Molecule: messenger RNA, 1045 nt
Organism: Elephantulus edwardii (Cape elephant shrew)
Lineage: Eukaryota; Metazoa; Chordata; Mammalia; Macroscelidea; Macroscelididae
Gene: OVOL1
Product: ovo-like zinc finger 1
Exons: 4
Coding region: 237-1040 (267 amino acids)
Biological process (GO): epidermal cell differentiation; regulation of transcription by RNA polymerase II
Cellular component (GO): nucleus
Molecular function (GO): RNA polymerase II cis-regulatory region sequence-specific DNA binding; DNA-binding transcription factor activity, RNA polymerase II-specific
Source: RefSeq, a predicted model, not a curated record
UUACCUGCCGCUUCCCCGCCGCCUGUGCACCUGGCCGCCCGGGACCUCGCCGGCGAGGAGGACGCCGCAGAGUUGGGAGCCGGCGCGCAACCUCCCGGUUCCCGUCUCCCCGCAGAACGCGGGGACGCCUUGGCCACUGCGCUCCGAUCGUUCCCGGCGGGCAGCCAGCCGGGGAGAGGCGAGGAGACCCCGGUUCUCGUUACGGAAGCGGACAGCGCGCCGAGCAGAGUUCGAAGAUGCCCCGCGCGUUCUUGGUGAAGAAGACGUGCGUCUCCACGUGCAAGAGGAACUGGAGCGAGCUCCCGGACGAGGAGCGCGGCGAGAUCUACGUGCCAGUCAGCCUGGGCUUCUGCCCACCGCAGCCCUACCGGGAGCCAGAGCCAUCGGUGGCUGAACCCCCUGCCUGCUCCCUGGCUUUGGACAUGAGCCUUCGGGACCCUAGCUACAGUGUGGCUCCUGCACCCUGCGUGGUGGCCCAGCUGCCCUCUGAGGAUGUGAGCCACCUACCAGAUGCCCAGAGCAGAGACCACGGCUUCCUGCGCACCAAGAUGAAGGUGACACUGGGGGACGGUCCCGGUGGAGACCUCUUCACCUGCCACAUCUGCCGGAAGGCCUUCACCUACCAGCGCAUGCUCAAUCGCCACAUGAAGUGUCACAAUGACGUCAAGAGGCACCUGUGCACGUACUGCGGGAAGGGCUUCAAUGACACCUUCGACCUCAAGAGACAUGUUCGCACUCACACUGGCGUGCGCCCCUACAAGUGCAGCCUGUGCGACAAGGCCUUCACGCAGCGCUGCUCCCUGGAGUCCCACCUCAAGAAGAUCCACGGGGUGCAGCAGAAGUACGCCUACAAGGAGCGCCGGGCCAAGCUGUACGUGUGCGAGGAGUGCGGCUGCACGUCCGAGAGCCAGGAGGGCCACGUCCUGCACCUGAAGGAGCACCACCCCGACAGCCCGCUGCUGCGUAAGACCUCCAAGAAGGUGGCCGUGGCCCUGCAGAACACUGUCACCUCCCUGCUGCAGAACGACCCCCGCUUGUGAGCGGC